GUAUCGCAGUGUCAAAGCAAAGUGAUUAAGCUAACAGAGCGAGCCAGGUGCUGAAGAAAAAACAUUUUGUUACAAGAAAAGAAAAAGUUUAUUUGAUUGUUUUCGAUCAAAGUUUAGGGUUUUUUCUAUCUGGCGAUAAAGAUUAUUAAGAAGAAAUUAGGGGCUGUGCCAAGACCCGUUUUCGUUGUCAACAUUGUGACACAGUGUCAUCGACGUUGUUGUUGUUUUUGCAACUCCUUCAUUGCACCUUUGAAGGAGCCUGUUUUCUUCAAUCCCCUCUAAAGGACUUGGUAAUAGCUGAAAUAUUCAAAGACAUUGGAAAGACUUCGUUAGCCGUUUUAUGUUAACAUGAAUGUUGAUUCAACCUCUUUACCUUCGGAGUUGUUGGUGGCACCACAACCUCUUAUUGGAUUGUGCGGUCUUGAUGUGAAUCGCAAUGCAGUACACAAAACCAUAUGGGACGCUUUUAGCAGUAAUCGCAAGGCUGAAAGGGCUUCGGUACAAUUUAAAUUGCUGCCAAAUAACUAUGAAUUCCCGGUGGCCAAACCAAAACGAAAUUCCUACGAAUGGUAUCAUCCAAAGGGUAUCCUUAAACGCAACUGGAUGCUUAAACAUUUACAUGUGCUUCCAUCGGUGGUGGUUUUGUUUCAGGACAUAGAAUGGAAUGAUAGCCAAUGGACGGAGAAACAAUUGCAAUGUGUUGCUGCCCUGCAAACACUUAAGAAUGCCUUACAGGAACGUAAUACCCGCAUAUGUUUGGUGCUUUUACAAAAAUCACCACCCCUACCGCCGGGAGAGGAUAUGUUGGCAUCGGAAAGAGCUGCCAGCCUCACUGCUGCCUGUGGUAUCAAUAGCAAAAUGUUGUUUAUUUUACCACAUUCCGAGCAUUUAAUGGGAUAUGUCUUGCGUCUUGAAUCUGCCUUCGUGGAUAUGGCUCAGUCGUACUAUACUCUAAUGUCGAAGCGUAUACGAACACAUCGUGAUCAAUUGACAGCAGCUCAUACAACAUUGAAGAUAAGACACCAAUUCAAGCUGGGUUUUGUGGCUGAAAUGCGUCAAGACUUCAGCACAGCAUUAAAACACUAUACCCAAUCGUAUACAACACUGGACGAGAUACGCAUCAAUGAUGGCAAUAAUUUGGAAAUAAAAACUGUAGCUGGAUUCUUAAACUAUAAGAUAUGCCGUUUAAUGUUUAAAUUAAAAGUGCCACGAGAUUCAAUUAAUCAUUUUAUAAGUCACAUAGACAAAUAUAAAAAUCGUGUUGGUUUUAAGGAUCUAAUAUUUGAACAUUAUGCCUGGCUGAGUACACAACAUUUUGUUUUUGCCGAGCUAUUUUGUGAGGCUAUUAAAAAUGGACUACCCGCGUUGCAGACCCAACAUCCCGGCAUAUAUUUUCACAAAGCUGCUGAAUAUACACAAAAACGAAAGGAGGCAUUUCUUCAAAGUACAGGCCCUUCAACCCCUACGGAGUCAUCAAACAAUUUUAAUGGCCAAGGCAGCAAUAACAUAACAUCUUUGUAUACCGAAUAUUUCGGUAUAAGAUCAUUAAAAUCGGGAGAACCUUUAACGGAACAACAAAUCAACACAAUGAUAAGGGAAAAUGAGAAACUCUUUAAUCAUUCGAGUUCCAUUAUAAAUCUCCUAAGUUUGGCAAUGGCUCAAUUUAAAAUCUACAAAUGUUUGAGAUUCCGUAAAAAAUUGGCAAUUGAUAUGGCUGAUGAGUACUUUAAAAGCGGUGAUCAUGGCAAAGCGUUAACGUUAUAUUCAUUAAUGUUACCCGAUUAUCGUCAAGAUAAAUGGUGUUCCUUGUUUUCGGAUGUCCUGCUCAAAACUAUGAAAUGUGCCCUGCUGUCUGCUUCCAUUGGUGAUUUCAUAUCGUGUAGUUUGGAGGCAUUGUCAUUCAAAAUAAAAUAUACCCCCAAUGAACGCGUCAUGGUUUUGGAAAAUUUAUGGAAGGUUUUGCAGGGUGAACCACCCAUACCCCAGAAUCAAAAUGCUCCUGAGGUGCGAGCACGUUGGGAGGAGGCAUUGAAAGGUGUUAAAAGUCCCCUGCAAAUCGAUAUGGAUAAACUGACCGAUCUUAUGGAUAUUUGUAGUACGUUUGAAAAAUUGGAAAUUAAAAAUGAUGAUGUUAUAAAACUAAACCUUAUACUAAGAUUACAAACUGAUGUUCCCAUAAAAAUACGCAACCUACAAGUGAUAAUAACAGAUGAUAGCAAUAAUUACAAAUUACAGCCGACGCAUAUAUCCAGAUAUUAUGAUAUUGUGGAUCUAAGGAAACUCAAUGACCCCGCUAACAAUGCUCUACAGCCCUAUGAACAAAAUCUAAAGCUGGAACCAACAUUCUAUCAUAGUUUCUCGUUUACCACAGAGGCUCAACAAUUUUUGGAAAAUACUCAACUACGUGUGGUGCGCAUUGAAAUACUUGUGGGCACCGAUAGCCUGUCUAUGCUGCUGCAUAAAAGUGCACCCUAUAUGAAUAAUGCCUUUCGCUACCACAAUCGCAAUCGUGAUUUGGAUGACAACAUUAUAAUCAAUCCAAUUUGUUAUAUUACUCCAACAUUCCAUUUGGUCACGCAAUGCAAUCUGGGCACGGAGACAAUGCUCGUGAAUGAAUAUUAUAUGGCGACCAUAACAAUAAGCAAUCCCUACAAUGUUUUUGUAACAGGCAUAGCUUUGAGUAUAAGUGUACCGAACAAUUUGAAGAAUAAAGUAUUCCUUGCAACGGAUGUCUCCAACAAUAAACAAAAAGUCCACUCCGUAAUACACAUGGAUAUUGGAGACUUGGCUAUGCAAAGUUCCAACACUGUAACAUUUUAUAUACUAAGUCUCGUGGAGACAACUGUUACGCUACAACAAAAAAUCUUCUACACCACAGAUGUACUCAAGCCCAAGGUGACAACGGCCAUAAUUGUCAAUGAUAUCACAACGCCGAGCAGUAGUGAUGUUUCGCCAGAAAAUACACCGGCUGCUGGCAACAAAACACUACCAACGGUCGCUCCAACAUUACCAAUGCCCCUGCUAACGCCAGUCCAGCUGGAAUUCAUCGAUGAGAAUAGUGUGCGUAAAACGCAAGAUUCCGUGCUGAGUAUAAAAUGUGAGUCAGAAUUCAAAUUCCAGGGACGUUUCUAUACCCUAAAUCGAAUGCCUUUGACAAAAAUCUAUCGCGGUGAAAAUUUUCUCUUUCGUGCCGGACUUGAAGUUCAAAGUGAUGUCGAUUUGGAUAUUUUGGAAACCUAUUUCAUAUGUGAUCAUAACCUAGUGCAAUCAACGUAUAGUUUUAAAAGGAAAAAGUUCACCAAUACCUAUCGGCGCGGUGAGAAACUAGAAGAUGUUAUAGUCUUACGUACCAAUGACAACACCGACGAAUGGUUAUCUAUUAGGGAUUAUGAACGCAGCAAAACGAAUGAGCUGCAUAAGUCUAACAUAUUUCAUCGUCUAAGAAGUUCCCGGAAACACGCGAAUCUGACGGAUGCAACAGCAAUUCCAAACGCUGCUGCCAAUGCAGCAUUGACCAAAAGCUUAAUGGGUAAAUUGGCAAACAAUAUGACAAUAAUCAAUAACACUGCCUCGGCCAAUGCUGCCCUCAUGAUGACUAGCCAAAAUUCAAAUAUGAGCUCCUCAACCAUAUCGGACGAUGGCAAAAUGAUAGCAACAACGACGACAAUUGCUGGAAAUGUAAAUGCUACCAACAACGUGGAUGAGGUGAAUCAGGCGGCGCAGGCGCCCAACAAACAAUCCCAAAAUUCACGUUUAAUUUACAACAAAACCCUUGAUGCCAUCCAUGCGACUGGGCAUCUGAGGGGAUUCCUGAAGGGAUCAGUAUUAACAAGUACACCGCAGCAGGCACAGCAGCAACAAAUACUUUUUGGUUUCUAUUGUGUCAAGUGGCGACGCAGCAGUAGUAAAGAGGAAAACGAGUCGAAAUUUGUUAUUAUGGGUUUACCGAUUGUGGAACCUCCACUCAAUGUCUACUGUUCCAUGGAAGAGAAGAUGUUCGUAAAAAUGCCCAUAACCUUUAAAGUGGUAUUGAAAAAUCCAACAUCGAAAGUUAUUCAUCUGAUAGCGUCAUUAAGCAUAAGUCUGUCGGAUAAUUUCAUAUGCUCCGGCCAUAAACAGCUGGAUAUUUCAAUUUUUGCCUUCGGUGAAAAAGAACUUGUCUACAAUCUGUAUCCUUUGCAAGUUGGCUGGCAAAAUUUACCUGAACUUACUUUAGUCUAUAAUACGCAGGCUGAUCCAACAAAGGAUGAGGCGCAAAAUAAUUUACUCAGUGAACUGGUACAACGAUCUAUACUGAAGAAAGUAUUCGUUUUGCCACCACUUAAGCAGCAAAUAAGCAAAUGAGAUGUUUUCCAUCAAAGGAAAAGACGAGAAUUCCUGAAAGUUGUAUACUAAGCUAAAAAAACACACACACACACCCAUUCUUCGUGCAGAAGAAUUAUUUUGUAGAAACUACAGAUUGUGUAAUCUUUAUUUAUUAUUAUUAUUUUUUUUAAUAUUUUAACCUAAUUUAAAGUUGAACUUACUUUCUUAACUCACAAACUUUAAAUUUAGCAUAGGUAUUUUGUGUUUUUUAAUUAGAAAAUCUAAAUAAUAUAAAAAUUAAUAAAUAUAA
Musca domestica (house fly) is the source of this 4615-nucleotide messenger RNA. It is a transcript of the gene gry, whose product is annotated as trafficking protein particle complex subunit 11. Lineage: Eukaryota; Metazoa; Arthropoda; Insecta; Diptera; Muscidae. Bases 349 to 4344 code for a protein of 1331 amino acids. Gene Ontology annotation, cellular component: cytoplasm. The transcript is spliced from 16 exons. The record is from RefSeq and is a predicted model, not a curated record.